Messenger RNA from Euleptes europaea (tarantolino), 1864 nucleotides. RefSeq names its product kelch like family member 36 (gene KLHL36). The coding region runs from base 7 to 1854 and encodes 615 amino acids. The record is from RefSeq and is a predicted model, not a curated record. NCBI's taxonomy places the organism in Eukaryota, Metazoa, Chordata, Lepidosauria, Squamata, Sphaerodactylidae. The transcript has 4 exons. Gene Ontology annotation, molecular function: cullin family protein binding.
AGCAGCAUGGAGGGAACCAGACCAGCAAGAAUUUCUCGUCCUCACAGGAUAAGUGAAACUUCGAAGGUGUACAAAUGGGCUGACCACUCCAACAUAGUUCUUCGGAGCUUGAAUGAACAGAGGCACCAGGGACUCUUCUGUGACAUCGUCCUGGUAGCAGAAGAGCAGAGAGUUCCGGCCCACCGGAACAUCCUCGCUGUCUGCAGCGACUACUUCAACUCCAUGUUCACCAUUGGCAUGAGAGAGGCCUAUCAGAAGGAGGUGGAGCUCUUUGGAGCCUCGUACAUAGGCCUCAAAGCCAUUGUGGACUUCCUCUAUGGCUGUGACCUGUCCCUGGAUGGUGGGAAUAUCGACUACAUUUUGGAAACGGCUCAUCUGCUGCAGAUCUGGAAGGUGGUUGACUUCUGUUGCGAGUACCUGGAGAACGAGGUCAGUGAGGAGAAUUACCUGUACCUCCAAGAACUGGCUUCCAUCUACAACCUCCGGCGCCUGGAUUCCUACAUUGACACUUUCAUCUUGAGGAACUUCGGCACGCUGUCCUUCACGUCGGACUUCCUGCAGAACAUUUCUCUCCAGAAGCUGUGCCAGUACCUCGGGAGCAACGACGUCCAACAGGAAUGCGAGCACGAUUUGCUGCAGGCCGCCCUGCAGUGGGUGACGCAGUAUCCGGAAAGGGAAGCUGAGGCCUACCAGGUGAUGGAAAACAUCCACUUUCCCUUGAUCCCAAAGAGCGACCUCCUGCACCGGGUGAAGCCGGCGAUCUGCUCGCUCGUCCCCAAAGAAGCCAACUGCGAGGGUUUUGUCGAAGAAGCCGUCAACUAUCACAACAACGUCCCGGCCCAGCCGGUCCUGCAGAACAAGAGAACCGUGCUCCGUGCUAGUGAGGAGAAGCUUCUCUUUGUGGGUGGGGAGGUGUCGGAACAUUGCUUGGAGCUGAGCGACGACACCUGCUUCCUCGAUACCAAAACAGGGCAGUGGGUGAGGGAAACGCACCUCCCGGCGAGGCGGAGCCAUCACUGCGCAACGGCCCUUGGAGGAUUCAUUUUCGUCGCGGGAGGCAGCUUUUCACAAGACAAUGGGGGCGAUGCGGCUUCCAAUCUUCUAUAUAGGUAUGACCCUCGGUGUAACCAAUGGAUAAAGCUGGCUUCUAUGAGACAACGUCGAGUGGACUUCUAUCUGGCUGCCGUAAAAAGUAUGCUCGUGGCUGUUGGCGGAAGGAAUGAAAAUGGAGCGCUCUCUUCUGUGGAGAUCUACAGCCCUGAGAAAGACGAUUGGAUGUAUGUCGCCGGCCUGCCAAGGUUUACCUACGGUCAUGCUGGAGCGGUCCACCAUGAAUUUGUGUAUAUCUCGGGGGGCCAUGAUUAUCAAAUUGGCCCCUACCGCAAAAACCUGCUCUGUUAUGAUCAUCACACGGAUGUAUGGGAAGAGAAGCGGCCAAUGAUCACUGCCCGGGGCUGGCACAGCAUGUGUACCUUGGAGGAUAACAUUUACUCCAUCGGUGGCAGCGACGACUACCUGGAAACCAUGACCCGCUUUGACAUUUUGGCUGUGGAAUCCUACAGCCCGCAAUGCAAUCAGUGGACCCGGGUGUCCUCUUUGUUGGAAGCCAACAGUGAAUCUGGGGUGGCCGUUUGGGAAGGCAAGAUUUACAUCCUUGGUGGAUACAGUUGGGAAGACACGGUCUUCUCCAGAACCGUCCAGGUGUAUGACAAAGAGAAAAAUAAGUGGCAGAAAGGGACAGAUCUUCCGAAAGCCAUUGCUGGGGUUUCCGCGUGUGUCUGUGUGCUAAAAUCAAGGCCGGAUGACAAAAAGAAGAAAGCGAAAAGCAAACGGCAUCAGGAUCAGGGAAGAUGAUGGCUUGCCC